Harpegnathos saltator (Jerdon's jumping ant) is the source of this 1295-nucleotide messenger RNA. Its product is annotated as UPF0769 protein C21orf59 homolog. The record is from RefSeq and is a predicted model, not a curated record. The coding region runs from base 339 to 1295 and encodes 318 amino acids. Gene Ontology annotation, biological process: regulation of cilium movement. NCBI's taxonomy places the organism in Eukaryota, Metazoa, Arthropoda, Insecta, Hymenoptera, Formicidae. The transcript has 6 exons.
AUCUCAGUCACCCUUCACACCGGCAGCCUCUCUCGCACAUCGACGGCCAGUCGUGCGCGCUUUCACAUUGUUUAAUCGAUAACGCGCGUUACCACGGACAAUGCGAGCCGACGUUCAGGCUGUUUUUAUCGCGUUAACACGCACGACGGUUGUUUAGUGCCUCGUGACUGUCGAUGCACUUGACGGAACUUUUACUCUUGGACGCAUAAUCGCUUCGUCUCGUUGGGCAGCGCACGAGGUAACGGGGAUAUUUUCGUAUCGGUGCGAAUAUCGGCAGGUCGGCUCGACAGCGCGGAGAUUUCCGUCCGAAUCGAAAGUCUCUCGGGCCCUUCGACAGAAUGGUGAGGCUGCACGUGAAAAAAGGUGAUGAGAGCCAGUUUCUCUACGACACCCAGCUGGAGGCGAGUGUGAACGACGUCAUACGCGAUAUCGUGGCCAUCUACAACGGUCGUCUGAAGAUCUCCAGGAUCUGCUACGAGAUCGAGGAGCUGGCCAAGCACGGCCCGAUGCUACCCCCUGACAUUAUGGGUCUCACGGACGAGCAGGUCCAAGAGCUCAAACUCAAGGACGAAUGGGCUGACAGGUGCGUGCCCAUGGGCGGCUGGACUUUCAACAAAGACCAGAUCGGUCGUAGGAACGGCAGGCAGCCCAACGAGAAGAUGCAGGAAGUGCUGAAGAGAACCAUCGAAGACGCGCGUGCUAUGACGUCAAAAAAAUUAGUGCAGCAGGAGAAGCUGGUCACACAGAAGACGGUCCAAGAGGCUCUGGACAUACUAAGAGGUGCUGUGACGAUUGUUUAUCCGAUGGGGCUUCCGCCGCACGAUGUGAUACGUCAGGAAUUUGAGAAUACUGAGGAUCUCUCCGGCACUCAGGCGUCCCUCGAGGUAAUCGACGAGCAACUGGCUCAGCUGUGGUUUUCCGGCAAGGAGUUAACACCGGGGAAGAAGAUGAAGGAUUUCCUCGGUAAUAACGAGAAGACCAAGAUAAUCGCGAAGCUGCAGAAGAGAGGAUCCGGUAGACCGGCGAGGGAGCCGUUAAUGUCGGAAGACGAGCGGAAACAAUUGAUGUUGCACGCGUAUCGCCGUCAGGAACAGCUCAAGGUAAGUGGCUUUGCAUGCGCGCCGAUUAGGAAUGGGCGAUGCUGGAAUCGGCGUCCGAAUAAACGAUUCAGAAAAUUUGAUCUCUCCGACAAAAAUCCGCUGCAAGGAGCAACAUCCGAAACAAGUUCGAAGACGAUUGAAACAAUUGAUCUGCACUUCCACAUGUCCUGUAAAGUUUUUAGCAACGACAGUUAA